AUGCCACUCGAUCCUCAACCUCCACCCAUUGCAGACAGCAUUACCACCCAUGUCGGCUUGACUCCCAUGGUGAGAUUGUCUCCUCACAACCAAGUCCAACUACUUGCAAAACUUGAACUCGCCAACCCCACUGGAAGCCACAAGGAUCGUGUCGCUCACAAGAUAAUGAAAGGUAUUUAUGAAUACAUGUAUGAGGAAGAAGGCACUGGUUGUGUUAAACAAGGGAACAUCGUAGACCUUGGCAAAGUCGAUACAUUGAUCAUCCCCACUUCCGGCAACUUGGGUAUCGCUGUUGCUGCCGCUGCUGCAAAGACCCACCGUGUCAUUGUCGUUGUUCCAGAAAAGACUUCCAUUGAUCGUAUUCAAAUGCUCAAAGCUCUUGGUGCUGAGAUCAUGCGUUCACCAACCGAAGCACGACCAGAUGCUCCCGAAAGCGCUUUCUCUGUUGCAUCCAAGUUGAAGGAACAAUUACCCAAUUCACGUGUUAUUGAAGAGACCAAGUUGGAAGGAAUCUAUUACGACGAGUUGGCAGAGGAGAUUAUGCAGCAAACACAAAUGAGACUGGAUCACUUGUUUGUUGGCGUCGAAUCCGGUCUUAUGAUCACUCAGCUUGCAACGGCAUUAAAGGCCAAGAUCCCUGAACUUCAGGUCUUUGGUGUGGAUCCUACCGAUUCAGUUUUGGCUGUUGGAAGUAUUGAACAUGGUCGCACGGAUUGGAAGAUUGAAGAUUUAGGAAGCAACUUUGUACCAAAGUCCUUAGACCGAUCCAAGGUAGAUGGCUGGUUCAAGAUAUCUGACAAGGAUGCAUUCUCUACUGCUCGUCGUCUUAUCCGUGGUGAUGGCAUCUUUUGUGGACCAUCAUCGGGUGCUGUGGUUGCAGCUGCCAUUCAACAUGCAACUACGCUCUCCCAACACACUACGCAUGAAUAUCGCUCAGUGGUCAUUUUGAAUGAUACGGCCAAGAAUUAUGGAUCCACCUUGUUGAAUGAUGAUUGGCUUUUGGAGAACAACUUGGCUGAUGAUGUGAUGACUCAAGAACUCGAAUUCCUCUCUACGGAUCGCUACCGUGCAGCAAGUGUUGAAGAUCUACAGCUUCCAGCAGCAGUAACCAUUCCUCCCACGGCAACCGUAUCCUAUGCAUUGGAUCUCAUGUUGGAACGUGAAUUCUCUCAACUACCGGUCAUUCGCACUGACAACAAGAAAUUGGUUGGAUACGUAUCAUUGACGACGCUUCAAGAACGAUUGGAUCAAGGUGUCAUUCAACCCAAGACAGCAGUACAGGAUUGCAUGUUCACCUUCAAGAAGGCCACUGGUACAUUAAAGUAUCAAUUGAUUACCCCUGAUACCAGCUUGGCGGAUCUUGCCAAAUUCUUUGAAAAGAACUCAUUUGCUAUGGUUACGGACGUCAAUCGAAAGUGGUGCCUUGGUGUAGCUACGAAAUACGAUUUAUUGAGCUUUUUGCAUCGACGACAAUUUCUAUAA
Molecule: messenger RNA, 1482 nt
Organism: Lichtheimia ornata
Lineage: Eukaryota; Fungi; Mucoromycota; Mucoromycetes; Mucorales; Lichtheimiaceae
Product: cystathionine beta-synthase
Exons: 8
Coding region: 1-1482 (493 amino acids)
Cellular component (GO): cytoplasm
Molecular function (GO): cystathionine beta-synthase activity; cysteine synthase activity
Source: RefSeq, a predicted model, not a curated record